This is a messenger RNA of Lampris incognitus (smalleye Pacific opah), 3782 nucleotides long. It is a transcript of the gene prkar1ab, whose product is annotated as protein kinase, cAMP-dependent, regulatory, type I, alpha (tissue specific extinguisher 1) b. Gene Ontology annotation, cellular component: cAMP-dependent protein kinase complex. NCBI's taxonomy places the organism in Eukaryota, Metazoa, Chordata, Actinopteri, Lampriformes, Lampridae. Gene Ontology annotation, molecular function: cAMP-dependent protein kinase regulator activity. Gene Ontology annotation, biological process: regulation of protein phosphorylation. The record is from RefSeq and is a predicted model, not a curated record. The coding region runs from base 171 to 1313 and encodes 380 amino acids. The transcript is spliced from 11 exons.
GACGUAUCCGGUGGGGCAGCGGCCAGGGCUCGGCAGAAAGAAACCCAGCGAGGAUCUGGAAAACGGAACAAUCCGAAAAAUAUCCUCUGUCCCGAGUCGCCGUCGAAGGACUCGGUAGGAAGCCGUUGUUUCUAUCCAAAGGUUAGAGGUCACGGAGCAGGGUGGUCGCCAUGGCGUCGGGCAGCACAAGCAGUGAGGAGGAACGGAGCCUGAGGGAAUGUGAGCAGUAUGUGCAGAAACACAACAUCCAGCAGCUGCUGAAGGACUGCAUUGUCCAGCUGUGCACCUCCAGGCCGGACAGGCCCAUGGCCUUCCUCCGAGAGUACUUUGAGAGGCUGGAGAAGGAAGAGGCCAAACAGAUUCAGAACCAGCAGAAGGCCAGCAGUUCCCGGUCAGACUCACGGGAAGAGGAAGUCUCUCCUCCCAUGAACCCCGUGGUGAAGGGUCGCCGGAGGAGAGGAGCCUUCAGCGCAGAGGUCUACACAGAGGAGGACGCAGCAUCCUAUGUCAGAAAGGUCAUUCCUAAAGACUACAAGACGAUGGCAGCCCUGGCCAAAGCCAUUGAAAAGAAUGUUCUCUUCUCACACCUGGACGACAACGAGAGGAGUGACAUAUUUGAUGCGAUGUUCCCGGUUACCUACAUUGCUGGGGAGACCGUUAUUCUCCAGGGUGACGAAGGAGACAAUUUCUACGUCAUUGACCAGGGAGAGAUGGAUGUGUACGUCAACAACGAGUGGGUAACCAGCAUCGGGGAAGGAGGGAGUUUUGGAGAGCUGGCUCUGAUCUACGGGACGCCCAGAGCCGCCACCGUCAGAGCCAAGACCAAUGUCAAGCUCUGGGGUAUCGACAGAGACAGCUACCGCAGAAUACUCAUGGGAAGCACUCUGAGGAAGAGGAAGAUGUAUGAGGAAUUCCUCAGGAAAGUGUCCAUCCUAGAGUCUCUGGACAAAUGGGAGCGUCUGACGGUGGCAGAUGCCUUGGAGCCAGUCCAGUUUGAAGACGGACAGAAGAUUGUAGUGCAAGGAGAGCCUGGUGAUGAAUUCUUCAUCAUCCUGGAGGGUUCUGCGGCAGUAUUGCAGCGUCGCUCUGAAAAUGAGGAGUUUGUGGAGGUGGGGAGGUUAGGACCAUCCGACUACUUUGGUGAAAUAGCUCUGCUGAUGAACCGUCCCCGUGCUGCCACUGUGGUUGCCCGCGGGCCUCUGAAGUGCGUCAAGCUGGACCGGCCUCGGUUUGAGCGCGUCCUGGGUCCAUGCUCAGACAUCCUCAAACGCAACAUCCAACAGUACAACAGCUUCGUCUCGCUGUCCGUCUGAGGGGGGAGAAGGGGGCGAGCUCCUCUGUGCCACCACCUGCAUUCACCCCCCACCCACAAUCCCCUCUUCACUUUUUAGACCCAGGGUCCACCAAUGCAUUUCGCUUCAUGUCACCUUCUUCUAAUACGUGUUUUCUUUUGCCACCCCCUAAUUAUAGAUUUUCCUUGCACAUUCACUUCCUUUCGCUUCUGUUUUCCUUGAGUUUAGUUUUGAUCCUUGCUGUCAGUCGCUCAGUGGUGACUUGGAGCCAUCCACCAGCGCUUUACCAGCUGCUGCACGGUACCUCCCAGGCACAGCUACCCUCCAUGUUAUCUGAUUCAUAAAUGGAUUGGCUGAGUCUGCACUUUCAUUCGUAGACUCUUGUUUAACUGCAGGUUAUUUGGGGGUCUGACAGACAGACAGAAGGUCGGUUUCCCACACAGAUGAGAUAGGACAAUCAGAAGCAACGCGGUCAGGUGGACGCUCUCAGUGUAGGCGCCACGUUUAUGUUUAUUCACACACAACCCUUCACCCUAACUAAACAGCUUCUGGUUGAGACCAUAGAUCAGAAUGUUAGAAAUCUAACAGCAGAACCAAGAUUCUGGAGAAAGACCGUGAGCAGAUGACCGCGUCUCAUUUGGGCUUCUGUUCAUGAGUUUAGAAGAUGGUGUGAUCGCUGGCUGCACUUCAUCAUUGAUGGUUGGCUGCCGCUGAUUGGCUUGACAGUUCAGUUGACCCGUUUCUGCUGGUGAGAGAGCCCGUACAGCUUGUUAGUGUUGUAGUUACCAGGCUGGUGCCAAAUGUCGACUAUUGUCCCACCACAUACAUGCGUUGCCGUGGAAAUGCAAGCGUGGAACUUAAAGCAGGAAGUAGUUUCUUUCACAUUGUCUUCUGAUUGGUAGAAUCAUUGACAUACAAGAGCUGCCUUGAUUACUGAGGGAUGAGAGUAGAAAUAAGCAUAUGGAGUGUAUUUCAGUAUUCACACUUGUCAGUACACACCAGAUAACUUCAGUGCUCUUCUGGUUGUUAUGAUGUAGUUAAAUGAUCUCAGUUCUGUCUCAUCAUAGAGCAGUGAAGUCACAUGAUGCUUUCUGGUUGUCAUGGUGUAGUUAAAUGAUCUCAGUUCUGUCUCAUCAUAGACCAGUGAAGUCACAUGAUGGCUGUGGUUUGGAGUGACGGUGUUCUUUAAAAGGUAUGUUUAAAUGUCUUUUGUAAACGCUUAUUUUUCCAUACAUUCUAUUUUAGCUGUCCAGUGCCACAACAUAAAGAAAUGCUUCUUGUCAACUGACAAACCCAUAGGAAGCCGUCUCGUGUGAAACCUCAUAGGUUAAACAUUUUUCUUGUUUUUCUUUUCUUUUUUGAAAUAGCUCACAUGGGUAAUUCCACAUUAUUGAAGUCAAACCUUGAAAGGUGUUUUUACUGAUUCAGGGCUUUCGAGUAUUUCUGUAUAUAAGCCUCUUAAGUGCAACUGUCUGUUGAGAGAAUCCAUCCGGCCGAGAGGCAGAAGAUAUUUAUUUAAAAGCUGUCCUUGCUUCUGCCUGUUGAGAAGCUGAUGUCUUCUCAUCAUGGCGGCUUGUACUCCGUUGUUCACCGGCGGUGGGCUGCUGUGAACGGAAGCAUUUCUAGAAUAUGAAGAAAAAGUCCCUGCAGACGCUCUAGACGCAGGGCCUGUCAGUUAUUUGUUUAUGGAUCCCUCGCUUAGCUGCUUGAUAACUAUUUAGAUAAAUGUAAUUCUGUCCAUUAUUAUUACUAUUUGCAUUUUCAUUAACUCACACAGAAAUGUUGACUUCUGGGUUCUAGGCUUGACUCUUCAUUCCUUCCUCACUGCUUGUCACUCUUAAACAGCGAUUACCCAUAGAGAGCAUCUUAUUUCCUGUUUGUGUUUUCCAGUCUGUCGCACUGUGUGUGUCUCGAGCUGGUGUGUGAGCUGGACGAGUGACGUGAUUUCUGUGUGCAUGGAUGGAUUGGACAUGUGGAUAAAAACAGGUUUUUGGGGCUGAUUGCAGUGUGCUGGGUUCAGAAUGAAAAAAAAAAGUCAACAUGCUUUUCAUUAAUAGAACAUCUCCCCGUCCUAACCCGCAGGAAAUACUUGUUGAUUUUGGUUUGGAUUUGUGGCACCAGCCUUGUUGUGUAUGGGAACACAUCCUCUGUGCCCUGAUCUAUAGGAAAUAACACAGGUCGGGGUUGAGGUGUGACACACUUUGUUUUUUCUGGAGAGAGGAUCAGCGUCAUUGUCUUAAGUUUGUAGUCACACUGCAGUCGUCCCAGUUUGCCUUAGCGAAUCUUCCCUGGGCCCUCAGGAGCCAUGGCCGCUCCGUCAGCCCGAAUCUCAGCAAGUUUGUUUGGCCUGCAGGCCAUCAGAGGACCAUUCAUUUUCUAUUCUGCCCUACAACUGUAUUCAGUUUGACCUCCUGUGUGUGCAAAGAUGUUUAUCCUUUUGGUAUAGAUUGUUCCAGAUGGCAGUUUAAGCAAUAAAAAUGUAAAAAAGAG